This is a messenger RNA of Protopterus annectens (West African lungfish), 4181 nucleotides long. Its product is annotated as potassium channel subfamily K member 13-like. Gene Ontology annotation, biological process: stabilization of membrane potential; potassium ion transmembrane transport. The record is from RefSeq and is a predicted model, not a curated record. The transcript has 2 exons. Gene Ontology annotation, molecular function: potassium ion leak channel activity. Lineage: Eukaryota; Metazoa; Chordata; Ceratodontiformes; Protopteridae. Gene Ontology annotation, cellular component: membrane. The coding region runs from base 962 to 3040 and encodes 692 amino acids.
AAGACAGAUCCUGCUGUUUAAGCAUGCUCAUUUUAUUCACCUUUAUCGCCAUUACAACGGAUAGACUUAAAAUAUAAAUAGACAGUUUAAGCCAUUUUGCAAAUUACUUUCCGUCACUUUUUGGAGCCUCUAAAGCUUAAUGUUGUUUCCUCAACACGGUUACAUCCAGACUACAAUUCUGCAAAAAAAUGUAGACCUCACAAAGAUGCCGUUAAGAGAGAGAGCGCGCGCAAACAAGUGCUGCGCGCGCACAUUCUACACAUUUGAUAGAACAGAGGUAAAGGGUGAAAAACCAUGUAACGUUUGUGUUAGUUUAUAAAGGUGCGGAGCACCUGCUCUUCCGAUAAAUACAAUUUAUAACCUGGCAGCAUAGCAUUUACCUGGCUGUCAACUUAUUAAGCUUUUCCCAGUUCUUUAUAAUACGCUGCUUUAGCUGGAAGUGCUUCAGAACAAGUCUGAUUCGUGUUUUGGUUUUGAUUUUUUUCUUACAGAAGUACCGGAGACGUCACUCUGGAAGGGUGUAGAAGUGACUUGUCCACGGUGCUGAAAUAUUUACUUACUGGUUGUCAGGGGACGAAAAACCCGUGAAGACGGAUCUUCAAUUGAGCAGCAACCCCAACGGCUACUAAAAGAAACUCCCGGGAAAGGAGUGCUUGUGAAAACUGAUGGAAUAAUGAGACAAUAAAAUUAGCAUGAAUUAGAUGUGAAAUGAAACAAGGCGUGUAUGAAGCAGUUCUGAGCGGUCACCAAUUCAGUUGCAAAGGUAUAUAUGUGAGACGAUACUUCUGUUUAGCAACAGCUCCGCUAUUAUAUGAAUGUAUUCUGCUGGUUAAAUGUUUAUUAAUAAAUUGACGGAAACAGCAUUCGUGUUGUUGAAGUGAAAAUACAUUGACAUGAGGUGCAAGCAGAUAUGCGUCUUGAAGACCUGGAGUUGUGGUCUUUUCUUGCCAUCCACGGUUAAAUGAUGGCCACCCAAACGGAUUCCACAGGAUGUUGCUGUUGGUGGUGUUGUGAUUUCCACCUAAACGAAGAUAAUGCCCGAUUCUUUCUGUUGGCUAGUCUUAUGGUGGUAUAUAUGACGUUUGGAGCUGCUAUUUUCUCUGCUAUAGAGCACCCAGUGGAAAUGCAAAACCACCAGAAGUGGAACAAGACUUUCUUCAACUUUUCUCAGAGAUUUAACAUUAGCCCUGGGGAGUUCAGACGGUUUCUAAAAGAGUAUGAAAUGGCCAUGGCUGCAGGAGUUAGGAUGGAUACCCUUAGACCUAGAUGGGACUUCACAGGAGCCUUCUACUUUGUUGGAACGGUUGUUUCUACUAUAGGUUUUGGCAUGACCACACCUGCAACUGCAACAGGCAAGAUUUUUUUGAUCUUCUAUGGCAUGGUUGGCUGUGCUGGCACCAUCCUCUUUUUCAAUCUUUUCCUGGAACGUAUAAUCACUCUUCUGGCAGUCACUAUGAGAGCUUUCCAAAUACAUCAGUUGAAAGUGAAAGGGGUAUUUCCCGAACCUAGCCAAGGAAAAAACAAACUGAAUGAAGAACUAUAUAACUUAAUGAGCUGGAAACCAUCAGUAUAUAAUGUCAUGCUCAUUUUAGGAAUUGCAGCCAUCAUAAUAUCAUGUUGUGCGUCAGCAAUGUACUCACCAGCAGAAGGCUGGAACUAUAUUGACUCAUUAUAUUUCUGUUUUGUCACAUUUAGUACCAUUGGCUUUGGUGAUUUAGUAAGUGGCCAGAGGCAGUCUUAUGAUGCCCAAGGAUAUGGCUUUGGAAACUUCAUUUUUAUCCUACUUGGAGUAUGUUGUAUAUACUCUUUGUUUAAUGUUAUUUCCAUUGUAAUAAAACAGUUUCUUAACUGGUUACUGCAGUGUUUCACUUGUAACAGAAGAGCACGUCUGUCCCACAAGCACUUGAGACGACGGCAUUGCAUUGCAGCAGCACCUCUGUCUGAUGGAAGGCCUUUGAGAAGUGAGGUUUCCAUGGAUACUGAAGCAGUUUAUGAGAGUGAAACAGAUGCACGGCGUAUGUCAGUAGAAAUGAGUGUUAUAAGGGACUUCUUGGCAGCCUCAGCAUCUGUGCCGCACAGAGUAGCAGAUGCAGCCAUUCAAAAAACACAGGGACUCGAAUCAGGUAACCGACAUCAUCAUAAGGUAGCCUGGAGUGAUACUCAGAAUGGCUUCGGACCAGCCACUGUAACAAACAAUAAACUAGGAGAAACAGUGGAUCAUGAUCUUCAAAAAGGCCUCCUGAGUGACAUUGGAUCAUUAGCUGUAAUGAACAACAAGUUGGCAGAAACAAGCGAUAGUUGCCACAGUGGUGUACAUGUUGGCAUUAACCUGUCAUCUGUGAGGAAUAGUCGACUGCUUGAAAACAGUGACCACAGCCAUCAACAUAAAUUGCCCAGCAGUCAUGCCACACCUACCAGUGAGCACAAAGGUUGUAGCACACUUUCCAACACACCAGAUCCUUUAAGAGACAAGCUUGAAGAAACUAGUGACCACAGUGGUCAUGCAUGCUCCAGUGGAGUUGGUUCUUUGGCUAAUGUAAAUGAAAGUCUUGUGCCGACUAGUGGUGGGGAUUCACAAAACGGGUUGUCCAGUGGCAUUGGCUCUUUAUCAAUUCUAAAUAAAUUUGCAGAUGUCAGUGAUGUUAAUGAACAGAGACUUUGUCACGAUGGAUAUUUUUCACAUUUCACAGAAGCCAUCCUACAGGAACCCAAUCACCCUGUACAUACAAGGACUGAAGAUUUAGAAAGCUCCAAAUGUAGUGACUCUAGCCAUAGAAGGAUGAAAUCUGAGCAACUAUCUAGUACUAAGAAUAGAACAGUCAUGCACUCAGGUAGUACUGACUGUAUCAAGGACUGCUCAGGUGACACUGACUCCAUAGCAAGCAGGAAAAGCUGGACUCAUCACUGUGCUGAUAAUUCUGAUGUUGCGCUUCUCAGAAAUAUUGGGUCAUUAGCUGUCAUGAAUAACAGAUUUGCUGAAACUAGUCAGAAAAAUUUUAAGAAACACUUUGGAGUAUCUGGCAAUACUGAAAAUACCUAAUGUUUUUUUUUAAAUAAAUUUAUCGGAUUUACUUGUGAAUCUAGACUGAAAAAAUAGGCUAUAAUGUGUCUAGAUUAUUACUAAUUUCUUCUUACUUGCUGUCUUUAGAAAUAGCAGAGGCAAUGAAGGAGUGACAAACCAUUAGAAAGAGAUGGUGAAAAAGAACAGUGAGCAGAAUAGCAAAGUACUAGCACAGCAGUCUGGUUGAUAACAUUUUCAGAUUUCUUUAAGAAAUAGAGCCUGAAUGCAACACGCAUCAAAUGUCCUACCAUAUAACGGAAUACUGCUUUGGUAGAAACCAGAUCAUUUUUGAAAUCUAAGUUAAAGAAGCUAAUGACAUUUCAGAUGUGAGCUGGUGGAUUAAGUAAAUUAUAUCUGCAUCCUUUGGCUUGACAGUCUGAUGCAGACAUAUCUUCCUUUCAAAACAAAUGACAGCAUUUAAAAUGAGAAAGUAAUAUACAACUGCAAAGCAGUUCGCUUUUGAAUUUUUUUUUACUGAAAGCAUAGCAGAAAAGAUAUUGAAUAUUUUCAACAAAACUGAGAUACCAGGAGCUGGCAAUGUACUUAGGUUUGCAUGUUUUGUAGUGAUGCAUGUAUAUGAUUUGUUACAGCGAGGAGUGAGUUCAUUUUAUUCCAUAAUAUUCUGCACUGCACGAUCUGUGCUUCCUCGUUGUACUUUUCUGCUUUAUUGAUAGCCAAGUCAUCAGUAUCAUUUGCCUAGGAUACUGUGACAUAUAUUGUGUGUGUCACUGGAGGACACUGUUUGGCUUUGACAUAUUAACAUUUAGGUUCAGCCUGAACUCUGGAUUUCAUUUAACAGCAAUUAUAGGAUAAUAUGGAGAAUAAACUUAGAAGAGGUAUAUCAAUUGCUAAAAAGAGUCAAAAUUUCACUAAAGGGGUGAUAGUGUACUUAAGAGAUGUACUGGGCUAGCUAAAUUAAGUUUUCUGUCUUCUAACGUGGUGUGCCUUAGACAAAAAUGAUAAAUCCCUGUUCAGGUCCUAAUGUACAUGUUACAUUUCACAUGCCAUAUGGCAUGUAGUGUCACAGACACAAAAACAGAUACACACAUGCAGUGCUGUAGACUAUGUGUGUGUGUAGAUAUAUCUGUACUUAUAUCAAUAUGGCUGAGAAAGCAGCAUA